AUGGAUCUGCUCAACUCCCUCAAACCCAAAGCUCCCGCCCCGAAGUUGCAGUCUGCAUCCGACGGCCCCUUGGUCUGGAUUGACUGUGAGAUGACUGGACUGGAUCCGGACAAGGAGGAAAUCAUUGAGAUUUUCUGCAUCAUCACCACGGGAAACCUGCAAGUCAUUGACCCCGAGGGCUGGGGCUGCGUGGUGCACCAGACGGAGCAACGCAUGGCGCAGAUGGACGACUGGUGCACCAAGACACACGGCGACAGCGGCCUCACAGCGGCGGUUAUUAAGUCGACGACGACGCCUGAGCAGGCCGCCGACAAUUUGCUCGCUUACAUCAAGAAGCACAUCCCGCAGAAGAAGACGGCGCUGCUGGCGGGCAACAGUGUACACGCGGACCGCUCGUUCCUCAACAAGCCGCCCUACCGCAAGGUGGUUGACCAUUUACACCAUCGCAUUCUUGAUGUCAGCUCGCUCAAGGAGGCGGCGAGACGUUGGUGCCCGCCGCAGGUCGUAGAUGGUGCUCCUGCCAAGCAGGGACUUCAUCAGGCCAAGGAGGAUAUCCUCGAGAGCAUUGCUGAGGCCAAGUACUACAGAGAAGCCAUUUUUGGCCGGACGUGGAGAGGAGAGACCAGCGCGCAGGACACGCCGGUCAGUGAACGGGAUGAGGACGAUGCUUGGGCGGACAACCUGCUGUAG
This is a messenger RNA of Colletotrichum fioriniae, 690 nucleotides long. RefSeq names its product Phosphatidylinositol 3,4,5-trisphosphate-dependent Rac exchanger 2 protein (gene rex2). Gene Ontology annotation, cellular component: mitochondrion. Gene Ontology annotation, molecular function: 3'-5'-RNA exonuclease activity; nucleic acid binding. NCBI's taxonomy places the organism in Eukaryota, Fungi, Ascomycota, Sordariomycetes, Glomerellales, Glomerellaceae. The record is from RefSeq and is a predicted model, not a curated record.